Acipenser ruthenus (sterlet) is the source of this 944-nucleotide messenger RNA. RefSeq names its product transmembrane protein 88. Gene Ontology annotation, molecular function: PDZ domain binding. The record is from RefSeq and is a predicted model, not a curated record. The transcript is spliced from 4 exons. Lineage: Eukaryota; Metazoa; Chordata; Actinopteri; Acipenseriformes; Acipenseridae. The annotation marks the transcript as partial. Gene Ontology annotation, cellular component: plasma membrane.
CACACACACACACACUGUCUCACAGCACAGUCUCCCUCACACACACACUCUCGCUCUCACACGCACACACACACACACUCUCUCUCUCACACACACACACACACACUCUCCUCCCGAGCAGUGAAGCAGCCUGCUCGUCUCUUCACUUCAGCGGAUCCCGCAGCGCAGAGCAGAGAGCCGGCGAGCGGAGCUCCUCUUCAGCUGCUAGACCAACUCGCCGAGCCGACCGGAGCAUCUGCAAAACAACCGGGGAAGAGACAGCGAGAGAGAGAGAGGGACGAGCCGGCGAAUGAAACAAAACUAGGCAGAAGAAGAAGAUACGAGAUUUGUGGCAACACUCCGCGGACAGAACCGACCCGGACCGGACGGGACCGCACUAUCCGAACCAGCUUCAGUGCGAAGUGGCGGUGCCAGUGAAUCGUGGGAAUGUCCGAGUCGAAUCUGGAGGAGCUGGGCGGGUCGGACACGGCCCUGAUGAUCGUGCGGCCCCCCGAUUACUGCGUAGAGGGGCCCAGCCUGCCCCUGGAGCACAGGGGGCCCCUGUCCUGCCUGGGCUGGUCCGCGCUGGUGGGGCUCCUCAACGCCGCUCUGCUCCUGCUGCACGUCGUGCUCGUGGGGGUCGUGUUCGGAGUCGUGCUGCUGCCCACCAUCGUGGUCGUGUACUUCGGCUUCCAGUGCCACUCCAGGGUCCUGCACUCUAGCGCCCCCUAUUGCAGGCGCUUGCUGGAUGACGGCUCCUCCUCGGCUCUCAUCAUCCUGGGCUUCGUCAUCUUGUCUCCGCUCCUCGUGGUUGCCAUGGUGAUUUACUGUGGGCUGGCGCGCAGGCUCCGCCUCUUCCUGCUCUUCCAGCCCUGCGCACGCGCUCGGUACCGCGGGGGCACGUGGAGCGGGUUCCAAGUCCCGUGCUGCUGCUGGGGAGGGGGCAGCUCUGUCAAAGCCUGGGU